Molecule: messenger RNA, 1326 nt
Organism: Symbiodinium sp. CCMP2456
Lineage: Eukaryota; Dinophyceae; Suessiales; Symbiodiniaceae
Source: the annotation of a GenBank genome assembly
AUGGGGAAGCCUUCAGCCCAUCCGCACUGCCGGGAUUUCGUGGCAUGGCUGCGCAAGGCUGGCAUCACAGAUCUGUCUGUGCCCCAAGCACCGGACGUCCAUCCGAUCAUUCUGGCGGUGGAGGCCCUUGCCAAAAGACUGGGGGAGCCAAAGUUCAAGCAGAUGCUUCGUGAGGUCUUCUUUGGAGGCGAGGCAAGGAUAAAGCUUCUCACAGCCUGGUUUACAGCCAAGAAGAACGAAGGAGCGUGCUUCGCCAUCAUAACUGCCGGCGUGGCCAGCUCUGUGUCCAUGGCCCUAGAAGCCGUUCCAGAGUGGGACGACUUCUUUCCGACAGACUUGGUUCUCGAUGUUGGAGCAUGCCGGCACCAGGUGAUGUCCGUGACCGGGCAGAAGUCACUGAUGUUGCGAGACCUGCGUCCGACCAUCCCAAGGUAUGGCGACUGGUGGUCUCAGUCUAAGGCUACGGAGGAGCUUGGGCACAGGGUGUCUGGCGACCGUGAGCAGAGCAAGGCUUUCAUGCAGGAGCGAGGUCCUUCUUCGGCGGCGACCACGUCGGAGAACUCUGAUGCUCCUCCGCCAAGGGUUGCCAAGCCAUCACUGCCCGAGACGGUGGAUUUCCUGAGGAGCUCGCCGCAACAGGAUGCAAUGCCUCAUGAACAUGUUUCUUCCCCGCCAGCUUCGACGGCUUCUCAUCUCCGAGACAACAAUGCUUGCCAGAGGACGAAGACCGACCUCAAGCCUGAUGCAAAUCCCGCUGAGUCCUUGGAGGAGUCCGAGUGGUGGCUGGGUGUGGACGAGGCGACCAGGCAGCGGCUCACGGAGGAGCUACGAGAUUGGCUGCGGAGCAUAAGUCCAACCUUCACCUGCUAUUUCCAGAUAAUGGAAGACAACUAUGACACAGUGGACCAAAUCUGUCGGCUCUACCUCAUAGAGGAGGAAGACGGAGAGUCCAAGACGGAAAAAAGGCUGGACCCGCUGUUCUUUCAGGACAAUGGCAUCAACGAUCCGGAGCAUCAGCGCUUGUUUCGCCAAUGGUUCGCUUCAAAAUGCAGUCUCACUGCUGGCGGGAGCGAGGCUGCAGAUCCUGCCCUCCCUCCUGUCUUUACGUCGAAAACCGAGCAGGUGGCUGCUCAACCAGUUCUUGGUCACGAUGCAAGAGGCAUCUCUGCUGCUGCUAGCAGCACACGCGGCGAGGAUCCCUGGACCACAGGCAAAGAUCCCUGGGCUCAGGGUCGUGAAGCCGCGAGUUUCCGGAGUCGCAACUUGCCCCGAGAUGCUGUGGUCAUAGGUCUCGGAUUGUCCCAACUUGUGGACCCUGUGACAUAA